AUGGCCCCGUAUGAGGAUAAGAUAGUAGGUCCAGACUUAAUCAUAGAGACAGAAGAGAAAAUUUGGUUUGUUCAGAACCAAUUAAAGGAAGCCUCAGAUAGGAAGAGGUCUUACGUAAACUUGAAGAGUAAAAAUGUGGAAUUUGCAGUUGGGGACAAGGUAUUCUUCAAGGUCUCUCAUUGGAAGAAAUUACUUCGCUUCGAGCACAAAGAAAAAAGAUAUCGUUCCGAUCCUUCUCAUGCCAUACCCCUAGAGCAAAUCGAUGUUAGUCCAGAUAUGACUUAUUCAGAGAAGCCAGUUAGAAUUCUAACAAGGGAUGUGAGGGAAUUAAGGAGUAAAAAGAUUUCUUUGGUUAAGGUGCUAUGGAGGAACUAUGGUGUUGAGGAAGCGAAUUGGGAAACCAAGGAGGAUAUGCAACUCCAAUACCCUCACCUCUUCUUUCCAUGUAAAUUUCGAGGAUGA
Messenger RNA from Hibiscus syriacus, 462 nucleotides. RefSeq lists its product as uncharacterized. The transcript has 2 exons. The record is from RefSeq and is a predicted model, not a curated record. The coding region runs from base 1 to 462 and encodes 153 amino acids. Lineage: Eukaryota; Viridiplantae; Streptophyta; Magnoliopsida; Malvales; Malvaceae.